ACACUGCCUCGUUGUAUGCGGCCUUGACGGCAAGGGAGCCUCCAGUGUCUGCCUCAUGCCGGUAGACACGAAGCGGGUGCGGGGCCCGGAAGAAUCCCAAUCGCCACUGCUGUUUGUGGGGGGAGAUGUAGGUGCGAGGCCGAGGCCCUUACAGCCCCGGGCGGACGGGCGAUCGGCGGCGGAGCCGAGGCCGGUGUUUGCCCGGGCCGGGCUGGUGAGCCAAGCGGAUGGCUCGGUGUACGCUGAGUACGGGCGCAGCAAGGUGCUGUGUGCCGUGUACGGACCCCGAGAGAGCGACAGGAAGGAGGAGCGUCGCCUGAGCGGGGCCACCCUAGGCUGCGAGUUCAGAUUCGCCCCGUUCUCUUGCAGUAAGAGAGCAGCCUGGAUUCAGGGCAACCUGGAGAAGGAGUACUCGUCAAUCAUGGAACAGAGUUUACAGCCUGCCAUCUGUCUCCACAAGUACCCUAGAUCGCAGAUUGAGGUAUAUGUGAUGGUUUUGGAGAAUGAUGGCUCCACUCUGGCAGCUGCUUUGACUUGUGCCUCCAUAGCGUUGGCAGAAGCAGGCAUUGAGAUGUUCGACGUGGUGGUGGGUUGCUCCUUGAGACAGUGUGGAGAUGUCUCUCUUCUGGACCCGACUGCAGCCGAGGACUACAAUGCAUCUAGCUCCCAGGAGGUGCAAUCUGCAAAGACACCUGAAAAUCCAGAAGAAAAGAUUGAGACAGGACUGGCUCAAUUCCUGGACUGGUGCACACAGUCUGGGUUGGUGCUCAGUUCAAAGGUUUAUGUGAGCAAGGAGGGCACAGUGGCAGAUUAUGGUCUGGUGGCAAAAGAUGAGAUUGAAGAAGGAGAGCUGCUGUUUUCUGUUCCAAGAUCAGCAGUGCUCAGCCAGCACACCACAGCAAUCAGCAACCUCCUGAAGAAAGAAGAGGCAGCAUUGGAGAGCCCAUCGGGGUGGGUCCCACUCCUACUUUCCAUGAUGUUCGAGAUCACCAGCAGUGAGUCCCCUUGGAAAUCCUACUUCUCACUCUGGCCUGACUUCAGCAGCCUGCACCACCCAAUGUUUUGGUCUGAGGAGGAGAGGAACCGCCUGUUGCUGGGCACAGGAGUAGCGCUGGCAGUCGAGAAAGAUCUGCUCAACAUCGAGGAGGAAUAUAACAGCAUUGUACUACCCUUCAUGAUGUCUCACCCUGACACCUUUGACCCAAAAAAACACACCCUGGACCUUUACAAGAAGCUGGUGGCAUUUAUUAUGGCUUACAGUUUCCAAGAGCCCCACGAGGAUGAUGAAGACGAUGACGAUGAGGCCCCAAAGCCUCCCAUGAUGGUGCCAAUGGCAGACAUCCUGAAUCAUGUGGCCAAUCACAACGCUCACCUGGAAUUUGCACCACAUUUACAGGAAUGUUUGAAAAUGCAGUCCAUCAGAAAGAUCAGUAAAGGUGAAGAGAUAUUUAACACAUAUGGUCAGCUUGCUAACUGGCAACUCCUGCACAUGUAUGGUUUCACUGAACCAUAUCCUAGCAACACACAUGAGGCCAUGGAUAUCCGAAUGCAGAUGAUGUAUGAUGCUGCCUUGCAAGCUGUGCGAACUGAGGAGGAGAGGAAGCUACUGAUGGAAAAGUGGGAAUUCCUGACUGAGUUGGAGAUAGUUGGAGAAGAGGGGGAUUUUGUGAUUGGCCAGGCAGGAGUCCUAACAGAGGAGGAACUUUACAGUACACUGAAGGUCCUUAGCAUGUCACUGGAGGAAUUUGAAGAAUACAAGGCCAAUGAUGGGUGGGAGGAGGACGAGGAAGAGGAUCUUUCUACUCUUGACAAUGCUGUAAUCCCCAAACUGAAGCCUGCUUGGAAGCAACUUCUGCGCAACACUGUGACAAUGAGACUAAAAUCCUACAGCUCAGGACUAAAAGAGGAGGAAGCCACCUUGGCUAAUGAGGAGACCUACCGCCAGCUCAGUAAACGGGAACGCGACUCACUGCAGGUCCGAUAUGCGCAGAAGAUGAUUUUACAUCGACUCCUGCAGCUCACUGAAUAGUACCACCAGCACCUAAGGAAUAAAAUCCUGUGUUUAUAUUC
Messenger RNA from Carcharodon carcharias (great white shark), 2070 nucleotides. RefSeq names its product SET domain containing 6, protein lysine methyltransferase (gene setd6). Bases 56 to 2029 code for a protein of 657 amino acids. Gene Ontology annotation, cellular component: cytoplasmic exosome (RNase complex); nucleolus; nuclear exosome (RNase complex). The transcript is spliced from 10 exons. Gene Ontology annotation, biological process: nuclear mRNA surveillance; rRNA catabolic process; U4 snRNA 3'-end processing. The record is from RefSeq and is a predicted model, not a curated record. Gene Ontology annotation, molecular function: protein binding; protein-lysine N-methyltransferase activity. Lineage: Eukaryota; Metazoa; Chordata; Chondrichthyes; Lamniformes; Lamnidae.